CCCCGCAUGGACCUGCAGCAGCCGGUGACCAACCUGAGCGAGCCCUGCCGGAGCUGUGGCCAUGCGCUGGCGGACCACGUAUCCCACCUGGAGAACGUCUCGGAGGAGGAGAUCAACCGGCUGCUGGGCAUGGUGGUGCGUGGAGUGGAAAACCUCUUCAUGUCGGUGCACAAGGAGGAGGACACGGACACCAAGCAGGUGUAUUUCUACCUGUUCAAGCUCCUUCGGAAGUGCAUCCUGCAAAUGAGCCAGCCUGUGGUCGAGGGGUCCCUGGGGAGCCCCCCCUUCGAGAAACCAAACAUUGAGCAGGGAGUCCUGAACUUUGUCCAGUACAAGUUCAGCCACUUGCCACCCAAGGAGCGGCAGACGAUGUACGAGCUCUCCAAGAUGUUCCUGCUCUGCCUCAACUACUGGAAGCUGGAGACGCCGUCCCAGUUCCGGCAGCGCUCGCAGAAUGAUGAUGUGGCCACCUACAAGGUCAACUACACGAGGUGGCUGUGCUACUGCCACGUGCCGCAGAGCUGCGACAGCCUUCCCCGCUACGAGACCACCCACGUCCGGGCGCAGCUCUUCGGGCGCAGCCUCCUGAAGUCCAUCUUCACGGUCACCCGCCGGCAGCUGCUGGAGAAGUUCCGGGUGGAGAAGGACAAGCUGGUGCCAGAGAAGCGGACGCUGAUCCUCACCCACUUCCCCAAGUUCCUGUCCAUGCUGGAGGAGGAGAUCUACGGCGAGAACUCCCCGAUCUGGGAAGCCGAUUUCACCGUGCCGGCCGCGGAGGGUGCACAGCUGGUGUCUCGCCCAGCCGCAGUCAGCACUGUCGCUGUGCCCACCACUCCACUCUUCAGCAAGAAGCUCAGCAACAGCAGCUCUGCCACGAGCAUGGACGCCAGCACCCCGGAGCCCCUGCCAGGGGAGAAGCGGAAGCUGCCCGAAAGCCUGACGCUGGAAGAUGCCAAACGGAUCCGUGUCAUGGGAGACAUCCCCAUGGAGCUGGUGAAUGAGGUCAUGCUGACCAUCACGGACCCCGCUGCCAUGCUGGGCCCCGAGACCAGCCUGCUGUCGGCAAACGCGGCGCGGGAUGAGACAGCCCGGCUGGAGGAGCGCCGUGGCAUCAUCGAGUUCCACGUCAUUGGCAACUCGCUCUCGCAGAAGUCCAACAAGAAGAUCCUGAUGUGGCUGGUGGGCUUGCAGAACGUCUUCUCGCACCAGCUGCCCCGCAUGCCCAAGGAGUACAUCACUCGCCUCGUCUUCGACCCGUCCCUCGGCUGUGCUGCCCACAGGAAGCACAAGACCCUAGCACUGAUAAAGGAUGGCCGAGUGAUCGGGGGGAUCUGCUUCCGCAUGUUCCCCACCCAGGGCUUCACAGAGAUCGUCUUCUGCGCCGUCACG
Messenger RNA from Phaethon lepturus (White-tailed tropicbird), 1389 nucleotides. RefSeq names its product histone acetyltransferase KAT2A-like. Gene Ontology annotation, cellular component: nucleus; histone acetyltransferase complex. Lineage: Eukaryota; Metazoa; Chordata; Aves; Phaethontiformes; Phaethontidae. Gene Ontology annotation, biological process: positive regulation of transcription by RNA polymerase II; chromatin remodeling. The record is from RefSeq and is a predicted model, not a curated record. Gene Ontology annotation, molecular function: histone H3 acetyltransferase activity.